GUUGCAAGAUCAAAGCCCUGAGGGCCAAGACCAACACCUACAUCAAGACCCCCGUGCGUGGAGAAGAACCCAUCUUCGUGGUGACUGGCCGGAAGGAGGACGUGGCCAUGGCCAAAAGGGAGAUCCUCUCAGCAGCAGAACACUUCUCCAUGAUCCGUGCUUCACGGAACAAAAACGGCCCCACUUUGGGGGGUCUCCCUUGUACCCCCAACCUCCCCGGCCAAACCACCGUCCAAGUCCGGGUGCCUUACCGCGUCGUCGGCCUGGUGGUGGGCCCCAAAGGUGCCACCAUCAAAAGGAUCCAACAGCAAACCCACACCUACAUUGUCACCCCCAGCAGGGACAAGGAGCCCGUGUUUGAGGUGACGGGGAUGCCCGAGAACGUGGACAGGGCUCGGGAGGAGAUCGAGCUGCACAUCGCCCUCCGCACCGGCGCCUACGUGGAGCUCAGCCAGGACAACGACUUCCACUGCAACGGCACCGACGUGGGCUUUGAGGGAGGGGGGGGACCCCCCAAUCCAGGUUCAGCUUGGCUCCCAGCCCACCCCGGCCCCCCAGCUCGAGCCAGGAUGAUCUCCAGCUACAGGAACGACAGCUCCAGCUCGCUGGGCAGCGGCUCCACCGAUUCCUAUUUCGGCGGCAACCGCUUGGCGGAUUUCAGCCCCACCAGCCCCUUCGGGGGCUUGUUUUUCUUCGGGGAGACGCUGCCCUCGGGGGGGGUGGAGGAUCCAUCCCUCGACUCUUCCCCCUACGACUCCUUCCCCACGGCUUCCCAAACCAUCUGGAGCCCUUUUGAACCUCCAAACCCCCUCGCCGGUUUAGGGGGCGAGCCCCUCUCUCAACGCCGAGGGAGCCAACCAUCCACCCCCCGCCUGUCGCCCACCUUCCAGGAGAACCCCGAGCAUCCUCUGGCCAGGAGCGGCAGGGUUUCAGGAGUGACCCACCUCCUCUGCCACCCUUCUGGCCUUCCCAUCUACAUCCCAGCUUUCUCCAACGGUACCAACAGCUACUCCUCUUCCAACGGGGGCUCUGCCUCCAGCUCCCCCCCCGAGCCCCGGCGGAAGCACGACUGCGUCAUCUGCUUCGAGAGCGAGGUGGUGGCCGCCCUGGUCCCCUGUGGCCACAACCUCUUCUGCAUGGAGUGUGCCACCCAGAUCUGUGAGAAGGAGCCACCAGCCUGUCCCGUUUGCCAGACAGCUGUUACUCAGGCCAUCCAGAUCCACUCUUAA
Messenger RNA from Merops nubicus (carmine bee-eater), 1229 nucleotides. Its product is annotated as RNA-binding E3 ubiquitin-protein ligase MEX3C-like. Gene Ontology annotation, molecular function: RNA binding. The record is from RefSeq and is a predicted model, not a curated record. NCBI's taxonomy places the organism in Eukaryota, Metazoa, Chordata, Aves, Coraciiformes, Meropidae.